UCUGUUCACAUCUCUCCCUAGCAAAACCAAAUAAUCUCAUCUCUCACAUUUUCUAAACUCGUAAUUUUUCAUUAAUUAAUUCUGCAAUUCCAGCUCUCAAAAAAAUUUCACAUGUAGGAAUUUCUGUUGAUUACUAAUACCACAUGCUAGUCUGUACAAAUUGCCUUAAAGGUACCUAUAUGACUUGUAUUACAAAAUGUUUGAUUGUGGAUUUAAAUCACAAUACAUUGGUGGCCAGAGGGAAAAAUUUGUAAGAUUGGAUGAAUUGGAUUCUACAAUGUCUCUAAAUUCAAACACAACCGGAAUGAAGAAAUUCCUGUUUAAUCUAGAAGGAUUAUCGCUGAGAGGGCGUAAAAAGAAGAAUCCAUCGCAAUCUUUCAGGUUCGGGAUGAAAAAAGGAUCGGAAGGAUUAAUAACACUCGGUCGACACCUGAAAACCGGAGUUUCUCGAGCAGUAUUUCCUGAAGAUCUUAAAGUUUCUGAAAAAAUGAUAUUUGAUCCUCAGGACAAAUCUCUCCUGUUAUGGAAUAGACUUUUUGUCAUUUCCUGUAUUCUUGCAGUUUCUGUAGAUCCUUUGUUCUUUUAUCUUCCUGUCUUUAAUUAUAAAAUGGUGUGUCUAGGCUUGGACACAAAUCUAGCCGCAACAAUUACUGCAGUUCGGACAUUGCUCGAUGCUUUUUAUCUGCUUCGUAUGGCUCUUCAGUUUCGAACAGCUUACGUAGCGCCUUCAUCGCGAGUAUUUGGUCGAGGUGAACUUGUUAUAGAUCCGAAACAGAUAGCUGCUCGUUAUUUAGGUCGAUAUUUCAUUGUUGAUUUUCUUGCUGUGCUGCCCUUACCACAGCUGAUAGUUUGGAAAUACCUUACGGAGACAAAAAAAGGUUCAGAAGUAUUGGCUACGAAACAAGCAUUGUUGAUUAUCGUGUUUCUUCAAUACGUUCCGAGGUUUAUGCGGUUUGUUCCUUUAACUUCAGACCUGAAAAAGACUGCUGGGGCUUUUGCUGAAAGUGCUUGGGCUGGUGCUGCUUACUAUCUUCUCUGGUACAUGCUUGCAAGUCAUAUUGCCGGUGCAUUCUGGUACUUGUUAGCUGUUGAAAGAAAGGAUACAUGCUGGCAGAAAGCUUGCCUAGACAGCGGAAAAUGCGAUAUAAGCUUCCUGUACUGUGGCAACCGGGUAUUGCCGGGUUUCCAUGAUUGGCGGAGGAUCAGUGAAAGUGUUCUAGUGGAAAGCUGUAAUGUAGCUGAAGAUUCACCUUUUAAUUAUGGAAUCUAUACACAGGCUAUGGAAUCAGACAUUGUUUCAUCCAGAGUGUUUGUCACUAAAUUCUUUUACUGUUUAUGGUGGGGCUUGCAAAACCUGAGUACACUUGGUCAGGGACUUGCAACCAGCACUUAUCCUUUAGAGGUUCUGUUUUCUAUUGCAAUAGCAAUUUCUGGGCUUAUCCUUUUUGCACUUCUGAUUGGAAACAUGCAGACAUACCUUUCAUCUAUAACGAUUCGAUUAGAGGAGAUGAGGAUCAAAAGGCGUGAUUCGGAGCAGUGGAUGCAUCAUCGCUUGCUUCCUCAGGAUCUUAGAGAGCGAGUCAGACGCUAUGAUCAGUAUAAGUGGUUAGAAACUCGAGGAGUGGAUGAAGAGAGUUUAGUUCAGACUCUACCAAAGGAUCUUAGGAGGGAUAUUAAGCGACAUCUUUGUUUAAAUUUGGUCCGAAGGGUUCCUCUGUUUGCCAAUAUGGACGAAAGGUUGCUCGAUGCCAUUUGCGAACGAUUGAAGCCGAGCCUAUACACUGAACAAACGUACAUAGUCCGUGAAGGGGAUCCUGUAGAAGAGAUGUUGUUCAUAAUUCGCGGGCGACUAGAGAGUGCAACUACAGAUGGCGGAAGAAGUGGAUUUUACAACAGAGGGUUUUUAAAAGAAGGGGACUUUUGUGGUGAAGAGCUUCUAACUUGGGCACUGGAUCCUAAAGCUGGUGCUAGUUUACCCUCAUCUACUAGGACAGUCAGGGCUUUGACUGAGGUAGAAGCAUUUGCAUUGGAAGCUGAAGAGCUUAAAUUUGUCGCAAGUCAGUUUAGACGUCUUCACAGUCGGCAGGUACAACACACUUUCCGAUUCUACUCGCAGCAAUGGAGGACUUGGGCUUCUUGCCUAAUCCAAGCUUCGUGGAGGCGGUACGCUAGAAGGAAAGCAGCAGAACUUCGUAUGCAAGAAGAAGCCGAAGAAUACGAGGAAGAGGAAGAGGAAUAUGAUGAUAAAAAAGCGUUUAUUCGGCGAAGUGAUAGUUCUUCCUCGUUCGGCGCAACACUCCUUGCGUCUCGAUUUGCAGCCAAUGCUCUUCGUGCGCAUAGGCAACGCAGCAGGAAUAGUUCUGCUGGAUUGCUGACGCUGCAGAAACCGCCAGAGCCUGACUUUAGUGCAGAGUAAAUAGUGAUAGUUUUGAUUUUGAUGAAUGGAACCCAUUAGUUGUGACUUUGUUUGCAUUUUAAGGUUUGUUAUGCAUAACACAUAAAAGGCAUGCUGAAAAAAAAUUGUAAAUUUGUAUUCUCAAGUUCUAGGAUAGUACUUUGAUACAAACUGAUGUCACAAGAGUAAAUAUGGAUGUGAUUAUUUGGAUAAAGUGUAAUAAAAACAUUUAAUUAUUAAGAAACAGAG
Molecule: messenger RNA, 2644 nt
Organism: Mercurialis annua (annual mercury)
Lineage: Eukaryota; Viridiplantae; Streptophyta; Magnoliopsida; Malpighiales; Euphorbiaceae
Product: putative cyclic nucleotide-gated ion channel 8
Exons: 8
Coding region: 197-2416 (739 amino acids)
Biological process (GO): transmembrane transport; monoatomic ion transport
Cellular component (GO): membrane
Molecular function (GO): monoatomic ion channel activity
Source: RefSeq, a predicted model, not a curated record